Catharus ustulatus (Swainson's thrush) is the source of this 2845-nucleotide messenger RNA. It is a transcript of the gene HOMER3, whose product is annotated as homer scaffold protein 3. The record is from RefSeq and is a predicted model, not a curated record. Gene Ontology annotation, cellular component: cytoplasm; dendrite; postsynaptic density. The transcript has 8 exons. The coding region runs from base 450 to 1742 and encodes 430 amino acids. Gene Ontology annotation, molecular function: G protein-coupled glutamate receptor binding. Lineage: Eukaryota; Metazoa; Chordata; Aves; Passeriformes; Turdidae. Gene Ontology annotation, biological process: G protein-coupled glutamate receptor signaling pathway; regulation of store-operated calcium entry.
AGAAUCUGCACCCCAGAAUCUGCAUCCCAAAAUCUGCACCAGAAUCUGCACCCCAAAACCUGCACCCCCAGAAUCCUUACCAGAAUCUGCACCCCAAAACCUGUACCCCCAAAAUCUGCAUCUCAAAACCUGCACCAGGAUCUGAACCCCCAGGAUCUGCACCAGAAUCUGCACCUCAAAAUCUGCACCCCUGAAUCUGCACCCCAAAAUUUGCACCAGAAUCUGCACCCCAAAAUCUGCACCCCUGAAUCUGCACCCCAAAAUUUGCACCAGAAUCUGCACCCCAAAAUCUUCACCUCCAGGAUCUGCACCCACAGAAUCUGCACCUGAAAAUCUUCACCUCAAAAUCUGCACCAGGAUCUGCACCUCAAAAUCUGAACCCCCAGGACCUGCACCCCCAAAAUCUGAACCCCCAGGAUCUGCACCCCAGAUCUGCACCCUGGGGACAAAUGUCAACAGCUCGGGAGCAGCCCAUUUUCAGCACCCGGGCUCACGUGUUCCAGAUCGACCCGGCCACCAAGCGCAGCUGGAUCCCGGCCAGCAAACACGCCCUGGGCGUCUCCUACUUCUACGAUGCCACGAGGGGCGUGUACAGGAUCAUCAGCGUGGGGGGAGCCAAGGCCAUCAUUAACAGCACCAUCACCCCCAACAUGACGUUCACCAAAACCUCGCAGAAGUUCGGGCAGUGGGCGGACAGCAGAGCCAACACGGUCUAUGGGCUGGGCUUCGCCUCCGAGCAGCACCUGGCGCAGUUUGCAGAGAAGUUCCAGGAGGUGAAGGAGGCCGCUCGCGUGGCCCGGGACAAGAGCCAGGACAAAACUGAGCUGAGCAACCCCGCAGUGAGCAUCACGGGCCAGCAGGCCCUGCCCAGCCCCCUGCUGGGCUCCAACGGGCCCGAGGAGCGCCUGUUCCGCAGCCAGAGCGCCGACGUGGAGAGCAGCAGCGACAAGGAGCGCCUCAAGAAGAUGCUGUCCGAGGGCUCUGUCACCGAGGUGCAUUGGGAAGCAGAGUUUUUCAGCCUCCAGGACAGCAACACUCGCCUGGCGGCCGCGCUGCACGAGGCCAACGCCAGCGUGGAGCAGUGGAAGAAGCAGCUGGCGGCGUACCAGGAGGAGACAGAGUCCCUGAGGCACAGGGUGGCAGAGCUGGAGUCCCAGGGCACCCAGGAUUCCUCCAGUGACAACAACAAGGAGGAGCUGAGCCAAAGCCUGGAGGAGCUGGAGCUGCUGCUCAAGGCCAAGGACGAGGAGCUGCAGCUGCUCAAGGGUCAGAGGUGCGGCCGCUGGGAGGCCGAGGGCGAGCGCGAGGAGACGCUGCAGAGGCUGCAGGUGAGGGCUGAGGGGACACCUGGGGACACCUGGGGACAUUGGGGUGGAAUUUGGGGUGUGCUGGCACCUCCCAGCCUCGGCAUUCCUGAGUUCCUGCUGCUGGUGGGCAGGGAGCAGAGCUGGGCUGGAGCAGGAGGAGCCUCUGGGGAGAUAAAACCGAGCUCAGCUCAGAGCUCUGCAGGGAUCCCACGGCAGGAGCAGCUCUGGGCCAGGCCAGAACCAGUCUGGGGUGAUCCAGAACCAGUCCCACCAGUCUGGGGUGAUCCAGAACCAGUGCCACCAGUCUGGGGUGAUCCAGAACCAGUCCCACCAGUCUGGGCCAGUCCAGAGCCAGUCCCACCAGUCUGGAGAGGGUCCAGAACCAGUCCCACCAGUCUGGGCCAGUCCAGAACCAGUCCCACCAGUCUGGGGUGAUCCAGAACCAGUCCCACCAGUCUGGGAUGAUCCAGAACCAGUCCCACCAGUCUGGGGUGAUCCAGAACCAGUCCCAGCAGUCUGGGGUGAUCCAGAACCAGUCCCACCAGUCUGGGGUGAUCCAGAACCAGUCCCAGCAGUCUGGGGUGAUCCAGAACCAGUCCCACCAGUCUGGGGUGAUCCAGAACCAGUCCCACCAGUCUGGGGUGAUCCAGAACCAAUCCCACCAGUCUGGGGUGAUCCAGAACCAAUCCCACCAGGCUGGGGUGAUCCAGAACCAGUCCCAGCAGCCCAGAAGGAUCUAGAACAGCUCCAAUCCCCGUGGGCAGCGCUGCCAUUGCCACCCCCACAGCACAGGGCUGGGUUGGGGACAGAGCUGGCACUGAAGGACACAGGGUGGGGACACCCCUGAGGGGACAGCAGGGGGGCUCUGGGCAGUCUGUCUGUCCUGGGGACAGUGUGGGGGCCGUCUGUCUGUCCUGGGGGUUGGCUCUGAUCCGUCCGUCUGUCCUGGGGGGCUCUGGGCAGUCCAUCUGUCCUGGGAGGGGCUCUGAGCUGGCUGUUUGUCCUGGGAGGGGGGCUGUGAGCCGUCCAUGUGUCCUGGGGGGGCUCUGAGCAGUCUGUCUGUCCUGGGGACAGUAUGGAGGCAGUCUGUCUGUCCUGGGGCUGGCUGUGAUCUGUCCAUGUGUCCUGGGGGGGCUCUGAGCAGUCUGUCUGUCCUGGGGACAGUAUGGAGGCAUUCUGUCUGUCCUGGGGCAGUCUGUCUGUCCUGGGGCUGGCUGUGAUCUGUCCAUGUGUCCUGGGGGUGGCUCAGGGCAGUCUGUCUGUCCUGUGGCUCUGACUCGUCCGUGUGUCCUGGGGGCAGUGUGAGGGCAGUCUGUCUGUCCUGGGGCUCUGAUCCGACCGCGUGUCCUGGGACUGGCUCUGAUCCAUCAGUCUGUCCUGUGGCUCUGAUGUGUCUGUCUGUCUGUCAGUGCUGUGGCUCUCACCCGUCCGUGUGCCCGUCCCCAGGAGCUGGAGGCGCGGAACGCGGAGCUGCAGCAGCGCCUGGGGCUGGCUCUGAUCUGUCUGUCUGUCCUGGGGGCAGUGUGUGGGCAGUCUGU